Molecule: messenger RNA, 2697 nt
Organism: Arabis nemorensis
Lineage: Eukaryota; Viridiplantae; Streptophyta; Magnoliopsida; Brassicales; Brassicaceae
Source: the annotation of a GenBank genome assembly
AUGGAUUCCGAUUCAGACUCCGAUGCUUCUCAUGUCUCCGCCACUCCUCCCCGCGACUCAUUUCCCCAGCCACCGCCACGGCGUUUGCCUCCGGUCUCCCGGAAAGCUGCUUUUUCUUCCUCCUCUAGCACGAAGAAGCCCAAAGCACCUACACAGCCGCCUCCGAAUCAUCACUCUGAGGAAGCUCCAUCUCCAUUAUUCACAAAUCUCCCUUUCCGGAUCUGCGAACCUUCCAACACUGCUGGGUUUUCCUCUUCCGUUUCGUCAUUCUCCAGACUCCGUAGAGCUUCUCUUAGAUCAGAAGAGAAAUCGAAAUCGGACGAAAUCAAUUUCGUGCCGGAGCCUGAUCAAAUAGUGGCAAUUGCUCCUCCAAAAUCCGUUAUUAGGAGAAAGCCUCCUAAUCUCAUCACAGACACGAUCAAUUCUCCGCCGGUGAAAGCUCCAGUGAUUCGUCGCAGCGGUGGCAGUGAAGGUAAUUUCGUGAAAUUGAACUUAAAUGGCAAAAGAGGGAAGAAGUUUCCGAGCAAAUACAAAGGCAUAUCCAAAUCUAGAAGCAAGUAUGCAUACAGAGGGAAGAGGUACAAGAAGGCAGAAGAAAAUGGUGAAGGCGAAAUCUUGUUGGAAGAAGAAGCGGAUUUGCAAAAACUUAGAGAAGAGGAAGAUAAUGGUUUUGUAAGCUUAGUAGAAGAUGCGAUUCUUGAAGUGAAGAAUGAGGUUUCUGAUGAGAGUUUGACGAAGCUGUUGAAUUUAGUUUAUGGUUAUGAUUCUUUUCGAGAUGGGCAGUUGCAGGCGAUCAAGAUGGUCCUUGGUGGGACUUCAACGAUGCUGGUAUUGCCCACAGGUGCUGGUAAGUCUCUAUGUUACCAGAUUCCGGCAAUGAUUCUUCCGGGGAUCACGCUUGUUGUGAGUCCUUUGGUGUCGCUGAUGAUCGAUCAGUUGAAGCAUUUGCCUUCUGUUAUUAAAGGUGGUCUCUUGAGCAGUAGCCAGAGACCUGAGGAGGCAACAGAAACAUUGCGGAAACUUAAAGAGGGCAUAAUAAAGGUUCUCUUUGUAUCGCCCGAGAGAAUUCUGAAUGCAGAAUUUUUGUCAAUGUUUCGCAUGUCUUUAACUGUGUCUCUUGUCGUUGUGGAUGAGGCUCACUGUGUAUCAGAAUGGUCUCAUAACUUCCGCCCUUCAUACAUGAGACUCAAGGCAUCAAUGCUCCGUUCUGAACUCAAGGCAGAAUGCGUUCUUGCAAUGACUGCAACCGCCACUACUAUGACUCUGCAGGCUGUCAUGUCUGCACUAGAGAUACCAUCAACUAAUCUUAUUCAGAAGUCACAACUGAGAGACAAUUUUGAGUUGACUGUCUCAUUGAGUGGUGCUAACAGAUUGAAAGAUCUAUUGAUUUUGAUGGAGUCUCCUCCAUAUAAGAAGAUUCAAAGCAUUAUUGUGUACUGCAAAUUUCAGUUUGAGACUGACAUGAUAAGCAAAUAUUUACGUAAUAACAACAUCAUGGCAAAGGGGUACCACAGUGGACUACCUGCAAAAGACCGUGUUCGCAUACAGGAGUCAUUUUGUUCCAACAAGAUUAGAGUGGUUGUUGCAACUGUGGCAUUUGGCAUGGGACUUGACAAGGGAGAUGUUGGAGCUGUAAUCCAUUUCAGCAUGCCAGGCAGUUUGGAAGAAUACCUUCAGGAAAUUGGACGAGCUGGUCGAGACGGGCGUUUGUCUUAUUGCCAUCUUUUUUAUGAUGAUACCACAUAUCUAAAGCUCCGGAGUCUUGCACACAGUGAUGGUGUCGAUGAAUAUGCAGCUGGAAAAUUUCUCACCCAUGUGUUCUCCUCUGAGACAAAGCAACAUGAGAAGAUAUGCUCGCUAGUCAUUGAUUCUGCCUCUCAUAAAUUUGAUAUGAAGGAAGAGGUUAUGCAAACGAUUUUGACACAUUUGGAGCUGGGGGAAGUGCAAUAUUUACGUAUGCUUCCACAGCUCAACGUAUGUUGCACUUUAAAUUUCCACAAGUCUUCUCCAAAUACUCUGGCUGCAAGAAGUAGCAUAGUCGCAGCUAUUCUGAAGAAGUCUCAGGUGAAGCAAGGUUUAUACAUCUUCGAUAUACCAGCUGUGGCCUCUAGCAUAGGUUCUGCAACAACAGAUGUCUUGGCUGAGAUUCAAACACUGAAGAUGAAGGGGGAAGUAACAUACGAGAUGAAGGACCCUGCCUUUUGUUACACAAUCUUAGAAUUUCCAAGGGAUAUGUGUUCAUUGUCCAGUCAUCUUACCAAGUGGCUCACAGAGAUUGAAACUUGCAAAGUGAGAAAACUAGAUAUUAUGUCUAGUGCAGCCGUGGCCGCUAUAAAUGUCUCCGACACUCCAGAACUUACCUCUGGUGCUAAGCAAACUCUGAGCCUGCAAAGCAGAAUUUCGGAGUACUUCAAUGGAGACGAAAACUGUGACACUCCAAGCAGGACGACUCAAAAUUGCGCAUUUCUACGAGCGGACAUAAAGGUGUUUUUGCAGAGUAAUCGCCAGGCGAAAUUCACACCAAGAGCUAUCGCGAGAAUAAUGCAUGGAGUUGGAAGUCCAGCUUUUCCCAAUUCAAUCUGGUCCAAGACUCAUUUCUGGGGAAGGUACAUCAGCAUAGACUUCGGUGCGAUAAUGGAAGCGGCACAAACAGAACUGCUCAAUUUUGUUGAUAGAAAUGCAGCUUUAGCUAUAUAG